Telopea speciosissima is the source of this 1044-nucleotide messenger RNA. RefSeq names its product lysine histidine transporter-like 6. NCBI's taxonomy places the organism in Eukaryota, Viridiplantae, Streptophyta, Magnoliopsida, Proteales, Proteaceae. The record is from RefSeq and is a predicted model, not a curated record. Gene Ontology annotation, cellular component: plasma membrane. The transcript is spliced from 4 exons. Bases 1 to 1044 code for a protein of 347 amino acids.
AUGCAUAAGAGUGCUCCAUUGCCUAAAGUUGCAGCGGCAAGAAGAGGGUGCGCCAGAGUGCUCCGUCGCCUGAAGAUGCAAUGGCAAGAUGAGGGUGUGCCAUCGACUGAAAAAGCAGAGGAAGUAAGUUAUGAGGAAGAAUGGAAGAAAGAAGGUCCCCCUCGUCGCGCCAAAUGGUGGUACUCAACUUUCCACACUGUCACAGGCAUUGUUGGUGCAGGUGUUCUUAGCUUGCCUUAUGCCAUGGCCUACUUAGGAUGGGGACCAGGAACAAUAGUACUAAUAUUAUCAUGGUGCAUCACCUUAUACACAAUAUGGCAGAUGAUACAACUACAUGAAUGUGUUCCGGGAACUCGAUUCGAUCGAUACUAUGAACUCAGUCGACAUGCUUUCGGUCCUAAACUUGGUCCAUGGAUUGUUCUUCCACAGCAACUCAUAGUUCAAGUAGGGUGUGACAUUGUGUAUAUGGUCACUGGGGGAAGAUGCUUAAAGAAGUUCAUGGAGAUUGCUUGCACUAAUUGUACUAGAAUUAGACAAUCUUACUGGAUUUGCGUCUUUGGUUCCAUCCAUUUCCUAUUAUCUCAACUCCCUAAUUUUAAUUCCGUCGCCGGAGUUUCCUUAGCCGCCGCCGUCAUGUCACUGAGUUAUUCUACAAUAUCUUGGGUUGGUUGUUUAAUGAGAAAACCAAUAGAGAAUGUGAGCUAUGGAUACAAGAAAACCAAUCCUGUAGAUUAUAUGUUUCGUGUGUUUAAUGCACUGGGACAGAUCGCAUUUGCAUUUGCAGGUCAUGCUAUUGUUCUUGAGAUUCAAGCAACAAUUCCUUCAACACCUGAGAAACCAUCAAAGAUUCCAAUGUGGAGGGGUGCAGUUUUGGCUUAUUUUAUUACAGCAAUUUGCUAUUUCCCUACAGCUCUUAUUGGUUAUUAUACUUUUGGAAGAGAUGUUGAAGAUAAUCUACUAAUUGCACUUAGGCAGCCAGAGUGGCUAAUUGCUUCUGCUAAUUUCAUGGUGGUCAUUCAUGUUAUCGGUAGUUACCAGGUUUGA